AUGGUUCGUGCUCUUAACUGGGCUUUUCCUUUUGAUAUGUCAGGUGAUAGCCACGCCAGUGGAGAGGGCAAAUCGACCAACAAGAACGGAGGAAAUAAGGGGAAACAAAACUCUCCACCCCCGACACGCCCUACUCCCACUUCCACAUCACGACCUGCCCUGAGCAAAACAACGAGCACUAGCCCACCAACAUCAACGUCGACAUCUGCCCUUGUGCGGCUCUGGAGCUCGAUUCCAGAGGCUGAUACAGUCAGGAUAAACAGCGUCAUGGGUAGAGAAACUGACCCCGGUGUGACGGCAAGGCUUCGGGCAACUUCGUUAUAUGGUUGCACAGCCAUAGUCGUUGUCGAUGAAUUAGGAAUGGUUCUCGGCCAUAUUGCUCAAGAAGGCAAAGGAAACAACAUAUACACCUUGGAAUCGAUACCACAGGUCGGGGAGUAUCUUACGACGUUUGUAAAGCACGGGGGCUUAGUGUUUGACUUUGGCAGAGAGACUCACGCAAUAAUCUACUAUUCCAGAGGAAAGGCUUCCUUUACAGGAGGCAGAAUCGACAUUGGGCUUAACUGCAUCAAAAACUAUCUUGUCACCCUAGGCGUCCAGGAAGCAAAUGUGCAUUUCUCGCAGUAUACAUCAGGCGGCCCUACCGUCGGUCCUCGCAGCAAACUUGUGGUGGAAAGUGUCUAUAACAAUAACGCAAGGAGAACAAACGUAUAUAUUGCGAAGGAAGACCCUAUUUGGCAAAGAGACUUUACCAAGCCACUCAGGCCAGCGCGAUUCAACUUUCAGCCGGGACCGCCACUUCCUCGGCUCUCGCAUAAUGAUCAGGUGGCCUUUGAAAGGCACUGUGAUUUCGCAGCCGGUUAA
This is a messenger RNA of Trichophyton benhamiae CBS 112371, 864 nucleotides long. RefSeq lists its product as uncharacterized. NCBI's taxonomy places the organism in Eukaryota, Fungi, Ascomycota, Eurotiomycetes, Onygenales, Arthrodermataceae. The transcript has 2 exons. The record is from RefSeq and is a predicted model, not a curated record. Bases 1 to 864 code for a protein of 287 amino acids.